Molecule: messenger RNA, 3447 nt
Organism: Eimeria necatrix
Lineage: Eukaryota; Apicomplexa; Conoidasida; Eucoccidiorida; Eimeriidae
Product: CMGC kinase, MAPK family, MEK kinase-related (incomplete catalytic triad), putative
Exons: 3
Coding region: 1-3447 (1148 amino acids)
Biological process (GO): protein autophosphorylation; autophagy; autophagosome organization
Cellular component (GO): cytoplasm; autophagosome
Molecular function (GO): protein serine/threonine kinase activity; ATP binding
Source: RefSeq, a predicted model, not a curated record
AUGGGCCUAGCAGAAUCUGUCUUAGUGGGUAUUGAACCCGGGGAGCAGCCGCAGCAGCGGCCUCGUGAGGUCACCUGCAUAGCCGAGGCAACAGCAACACAGCAGCGGCUGCUGCACAUACCCUUAUUAUGUGGGGCCUGGACGUACGUAGAUUUCAGCACACUGUUAGGUGAAGGGAGCUACGGCGCGGUCUAUGCUGGCUCGGUAGACAGAAGCACCUGCCGGUACUCCCCGGGAGGGGCCCUCGGGGGACCCUGCUUCACCAGAGUCCCUGGGGCCCCAAGGCCCCACCGCCACCUUGAAAUCCCCAGGGGCUCUGUAAGGGGCACAGACUUGUUGGAAGGGGAGAGCCGGCAGAGCAGCAGGUGCAGCAGCAGCAGCAGGGGCAGCUGCAGCAGCAGCUGCAGCAGCAGCAGUAGCGUUUCUUCUCGGAUGGGUUGUCAGUACUGCUUCUUUGAUAGGACUCGACAGGUGGCGGUUAAGGCACUGAGGCAUUCAUCAGAAAGGCAGCAGCAGUUUUUCAUCAAUCGAUUCAAAUUCUUGCAGCUGAUUAGGCUGCAGCAGCUGCUGAGCAGCAGCAGCGGCCACGAUACAGACACAGAUACUGAAACGUGCACCGAAGCAGAACUAGACAGAGAGAUAAAGCCAGAAACCAAAGGAGAUGCUAAGGACGGAGCAGCAACGAAAUUUAAAGCCGAAAAGGAGACAGGGGAACGGCAGGAUGAAGUACCCGAUACGACAGCGAGUAGCAAAGAAGCUACGGAGCUUGCUGCCGAUUCGAGUCAACACACAGCUCAUCCGCCGAAACAAAUACAAAAUGACGCAUUCGCAAUGCUGUUGGCAACCAUACACGAGCGUUGCCACCCCCCAUCAGGAGCAGCAGCACCCCCACCUCCAGCUGCCGCCGCAGCAGCAGUAGCAGGGGGUUCCAGCUGCAGCUGUUGCCGCUUUCUACAGUUCCCCAGUUUCGACUCCUUACACCUGCUGCAGGUAUUUGGGGUGUAUGCAUGCAGUCGGGUGUCUCGCGAGUUUUUGGUUAUGGAAAAACUGGCGGGCCCCACACUCUUCGAGUAUUUGUGUCGGAAGUACAGCCAAGUGCUGCCCACAGAGUGGGAGGCCUCCCAGAUCAUUGUGCCUAUUCUGAAGGGACUAAGGUGUAUUCACCAAGAGGGGUUUAUUCACGGAGACAUAAAGCUUGAAAAUAUCAUGUUUAGGUCUGCUGCACCCCAUCCGGCAACUCUGACUUUAGUGGAUUUGGAUGGGCUGACGCCACUACCAUGUGCAGCAGCACGAGCAGCACAGGCUUACUCUAUUGCUACUGCUGCUGCACAGCAGCAGCAGCAAGGUGGAUCUGGAACUGGAGGGAAAAGGAACCUUUUGCUGCCCACUGCGAGGGCAAAGGAUCCAGCUUCAGCAGCAAACGCAGCAGCCGCAGCCGCCGCAGCAGCAGCCUGCACCAGCUCUCUUGCUUCUCUACUAAGCGGGGAAGGGGGUGCUCUCGAGGGUCUCUGCUGCACCCCUCAGUACCUGCCGGCUGAAGUUGUGAAGGAGAGAAAACUAUCGACGUUCGCUGACCUGCAUGCAGUGGGGUGUAUAUGCUACUUGCUAAUGGAGGGUUGCUUCCCGCAUGAAAGAGUCAACCUUAAAAGCCAAGGGAUAAUGAGCAGCGGCCGUCUGUGUCAGCAGCUAUCCCAAGAUGUCCGCUAUCCCCGCCUAAAGCAGCAGUACUCUCUUCUGUGCGAAAACUUUAUGCGUAAGCUCCUCAGCAGCAGCAGCAGACACAGGUUUCAGACGGCAGCAGAGGCCUUGGCUCACCCCUGGAUAGCGUACGCCCGCAGCCUGAGAACCCCUCAGCAGCAGCAACAGGAAAAGCUGCUGCUGCGGUCAGUGCUCGAUGCUGCAGAGGCUGCAGCUGCUGCUGCAGCGGAAGCAGCAGAAAAGGUGGCAAGGGCGGCAAAGGAACAGAAACAGGCAGAGGCUGCGGCAACUGCUGCUGCUGCUGCAGCAGCGCAGGCUGCUGAAGCGGAAGCUGCAGCACUGCAGAGAGCGGCCCAGCAAGCGGCAGCAGCAGCAGCAGCAGCAGCACGGAAAGCAAAAGCAGAGGAGAAGGCACAGCAGGCGGCAGCCGCAGCAACUGCAGCAAAAGCAGAGAAAACCAGGGCAGACCAAGCAGCUGAGCAGGCAGCAGCAGCUGUCGUUGCCCUGGCAGAGUGUCGUGCUGGAGCAGAUGAAGAGCCGCUGCUACUGAGCCCUCGCACUGCAGCAGCUUCUGUAGCCUGCGGCAAGGAAACUUACAAUCAAGGGACCUUUCACAAUGUGCAAAAGGAACUGCUGCAGCGAUUUGUCACGCCUCCCUCUGCUGCUAUUGCUGCUACUGCUGACUCACAACGGCAUCAAGGUGUUUACGACGGGGUUGCUGUGCCCCGACUCCCAAUUCCUGCUCUUCACGUGUCUCAAGUAGAAAGAGAAGAUUCAUUUUUCAAAGGUGCAGCAAGGUUUGUUGCUGCUGCUCGUACACCCAGAACACCUAGGCGACACCGCAGGUCUGGGGAAGCAGCAGCGGCGCAACAGCAGCAAGAGCCGCACGAACAGCGUAAGGAGGGGAAAAACGUGAAGGAGACGAAACACAAUAUUUCUGAAGCUUCAGCAGAAGCAGAUGCUGCAGCAACAGCAUCAGCAAAUAUAGCCGCAGAUUCCAACGGGUCCACUGCUGACUCUUCAGCCUUUGUGCUGUUGAACGAACAGCAUAGAGCAUUCGCUAAGGCAGGGGCUGUUGCUGCAGCAGCGAAGCCCUCAGUGACUGCUGCUUCCAAGAGUUUGUAUGUACAGCAGCAGCAGAAGCAGCAGACUGGGCGUACGCCAGUUUCUGGAGCUGCUGUCCUUCGGGGUUCUGCUGCAGCGGCGCAUAGCAGCAGCAGGGGCCCCUCUCCGCCAGCAACAGCACCUGCUGCUGGAAGAGCUGAGCCUGUUAGCCUGUGUACAACCAGGCUACAAACGAUACAGCAGCAGCAGCAGCACCACAGCAACAGCAACAGCAGCAACAACGGCCCUGUUGAACAACAAGGACAUCCGCCACAACAACGGGUCUCAAUUGCAGAGCCUGGAGGGUCUAAUGAGUCAGCUGUGGAGAACACUCGGCUGCAACAACAGAAAACAAGUAGCAAUCCAGGUGUAGCGGACAAGAAGCUGACGCAGCAGCAGCAGCAACACCAUAAUCAGCACCAUCACCACCAGCAGCACCGUCAUCACCACCACCACCACCAGCAGCUUCAGGAGCAGCACCGCCCUCAGCGCCAACAGGACAAGCACAACUCACAGAAUCCGCAGCAACAGCAGGAACAACAAAAUGCUUCUGUCGAGAGCAUGCCAAAUUGGUACGAGGGUUUGGUGGGCCUCUUGGGCGUAGUGGCGCUACAAACACCGCGAGACAACCGGCGCUUUGACUGA